Messenger RNA from Rhododendron vialii, 1875 nucleotides. RefSeq lists its product as uncharacterized. The record is from RefSeq and is a predicted model, not a curated record. Lineage: Eukaryota; Viridiplantae; Streptophyta; Magnoliopsida; Ericales; Ericaceae. The coding region runs from base 1 to 1875 and encodes 624 amino acids. The transcript is spliced from 5 exons.
AUGGCAGAUGAUAAUCCUAAUGGAGAGAGGAGGGUUGUGAUACCUGACCCCCUCCCUCUCAACUCACACUUCACCCCCAUGGCUUACACUACACCAUCAUGUGUACGAUUACCCGCAAUCACGGCUAAUAACUAUGAUAUUAAGCCUGGUACACUCCAAAUGCUCCCUAAGUUUCAAGCAUUCCUUAAGAAAUUCUUCCCCAUAGGAAAAACACUCAGACUUCGGCAGGAGAUUACCACUUUCCAACAAGCUGAGAAUGAACAGUUCUAUGAGGCUUGGGAGAGAUAUGGAGAUCUCAUUCGUAAGUGUCCGCACCAUGACAUACCUAAGUGGCAAUUAGUACAGAGUUUUUAUUCUGGGCUGUAUCCGCAGCGUCGUGUGAUGGUUGAUGCCUCAUGUGGAGGCUCUGUGAUGGUUAAGAAUGAAGAAGAUGCCCGGCAGUUGUUUGAAACUAUGAGCAAAGGGUCCUUGCAAAAUGUUUCUUUUGAGAGGAGAACUAAGUCAGUCAUUACUAGUUCUGAUAAGCCACGAGGUAUGUACGAGAUUAAACCAUCUCAUGACCUCCAGUCUAAAGUAGAUGCACUGACUGAGAAAGUUGAACAACUUCUCACCAAGGGAUCGGCCACCUCACUGCCUCCACCUUAUCAGGAGGCAUGUUCUUUAUGUGCUAGUCCGGCCCAUUAUAUUGUUGACUAUCCUGCAGCACCACAAUUCCCUUUGUUUGUGCAAGAACAGGUUAACGCUGCACAAGGGUAUGCCAAUGCGCAGGGUUUCUCCAAACCGGGUAAUGAUCCUUUUUCCACUACUUAUAACCAGGGAUGGAGCAAACAUCCCAAUUUCUCAUGGAAGACGGAACACCAGGGUAAUAGUUUCGCCCAGCAACCUAGGCCAUUCAACACGCAGUUUAACCUUGCGGCCUAUCUCUCACCGAAUCAGCAACUAAAUGACACCCAACAGCAGGUGCACACCAACACACAGUCCAUCGCAAGGUUAGAGACCCAAGUGGGUCAAAUAGCCAAUGCACUCAAUCGUAGGGAAGAAGGUAGGUUGCCCAGUCAGCCUGUCCAACCCCUUGGAGGAAAGUUUGUGAUUCAUGACCCGCCUCCUGCUGAUGCUAAGGGUGUGGCUAUGGAGGAUAUUCUUGAGGUUUUUAAGCAAGUGAAAGUAAACAUUUCUCUCCUAGACGCGAUCAAACAAGUCCCCACUUAUGCUAAGUUUUUGAAGGACCUUUGUACUCAAAAGAGGAAAUACUUAGGGGCUAGUGUUAAUUUGAUACCUUACUCGGUGUACGAACAAUUGGGGCUUGGGGAGUUGAAACCCACGUCAGUCACCCUUCAGUUAGCAGACCGAUCCAUUAAGGUGCCGCGUGGGGUAGUUAAGGACGUUCUUGUCAAGGUUAACGAUUUUUAUUUUCCAGCGGAUUUUAUAGUACUUGACACGGAACCUGUGCAAAUCCUCAAAAAGCAAACUCCCGUCAUUCUUGGUCGCCCCUUCUUAGCGACGACCAAUGCUAAUAUUCACGUGAGGAGUGGGGAGAUGGAGGUGACCUUUGGGAAUAUGACCCUUAAGUUGAAUGUGUACAACACUGCAAAACACCACUCCAAUGAUGAGGUACAUCCACCUCUCACUGUUAAUGAUGUGUCUAAGGUGAGUGAGGUUGACUCCGAGGUUCCAAUUUUGUUUGAUGAUGUUCCACUUAUGACUAGCCCUCCUUCAAAAAAUGAUUUAAAGUUGCCACCUCAUUUGCUUUCUAUCACACCAUUAGGUUCAUGUAGUGCGCACUCACCGGAAUUAGCAUGGAGACCUCCUUUGGUCUCGGCAGCGUGUUCACAUGCAAAGUUGGAUUGUAAUGCUCUGUUGAAUGAUGGUUUUUAG